Molecule: messenger RNA, 1142 nt
Organism: Bolinopsis microptera
Lineage: Eukaryota; Metazoa; Ctenophora; Tentaculata; Lobata; Bolinopsidae
Product: procathepsin L-like
Exons: 1
Coding region: 59-1114 (351 amino acids)
Biological process (GO): immune response; positive regulation of peptidase activity; positive regulation of apoptotic signaling pathway
Cellular component (GO): lysosome
Molecular function (GO): cysteine-type endopeptidase activator activity involved in apoptotic process; cysteine-type endopeptidase activity
Source: RefSeq, a predicted model, not a curated record
ACUAUAUAAACCAGUUGCCUGAAGAACAAGAGCAAUCUAGUUUGAGAAGACACUCGCGAUGAAAGUCAUAUUUAUCAUAUUACUAUUAGCAAUCUCACUCUCAGCAGCCUACGCUGCAAAAGACGACCAGGUCAGCCUGGCUGUAAAAGACCCUAAAGCUAUGCUACGUCUGUUCGGGGACUUCCAGAAGACGUACAGCCGACACUACUCACGCUCGCAGAGGAGACUGAGGCUGCAGAACUUCAAUAGUUUUGUGAAGAACGCUGACGAGUUGAAUCGGAUGGAUAAGGAUGUUCAGUAUGGUAUUACGUUCUUUGCAGACCUCACGGCUGCAGAAGCAAACAGACUACGGGGCAUCAACCAAACUGCCCUAUUCCAAGACACAGAAGAAUCAACAACCUCUGAUGAUGAUGAUGAUGAUGAUGAUGAUGAUGAUGAUGAUGAUGAUGAAGAUACUGCUGAUCUGAAGAUCGCGAAUGACGUCAGAUACGGACCUAUAAAGAAUCAGAGCCCUUGUGGAUCGUGCUGGGCAUUUGCUGGAGUUGGGCUCUUAGAAGGACACGCAUAUCUCACCACCGGACACUACGUAGCGCUUUCUGAGCAAGAGGUUAUAGAUUGCACUGAGGGCUCCGGGACCGAUUGGGGUGAUUUAAUGGCUGGUCUCAGACAAGUGAGGGAUCAAAACCAUCUAGCCACAGAAGCUGAUUAUCCCUAUAAAAAGAACGACGGUUGGUGUAACGCCCGCCAACACUCCAAUGCUCUUCCCUUUAGAAUAACAGCAGUGAACCACAUCAAAGGAGAUAACCGUUUGUUCAGCGCGCUCCAAGAUGCGCCAGUGGCAGUGGCUAUGAGCUUCCCUUCAGCGCUGAACGGGUAUAAAUCAGGUGUGUGGAGAGAUAGAGUGGGACAAUGUGCGGGCACUCCUAUAAACCACGGAGUAGUGGUCGUGGCAUACAGUUUUCAGCACUGGAAGGUGCGAAACAGUUGGGGCAGCAACUGGGGGGAGCAGGGCUACAUUAGGUUCAGCAGGAGGGUCAAUAACCUUUGUAGGAUAAGUGAUGUUGCUACAACUAUUUCCCUGCAGAAAACCAGUGCAGUUGAGGAGGAGGAGUAGGACCUUUUUCAUUUUAAUCCUCGCAUUU